Dermacentor silvarum is the source of this 2330-nucleotide messenger RNA. RefSeq names its product neprilysin-2-like. NCBI's taxonomy places the organism in Eukaryota, Metazoa, Arthropoda, Arachnida, Ixodida, Ixodidae. Bases 57 to 2258 code for a protein of 733 amino acids. Gene Ontology annotation, biological process: protein processing. The transcript is spliced from 20 exons. The record is from RefSeq and is a predicted model, not a curated record. Gene Ontology annotation, molecular function: metalloendopeptidase activity. Gene Ontology annotation, cellular component: plasma membrane.
AACAUACGGUAAAGUCCGAGAUACUAACGAUCGAUGUAUAUCUCUCGCAGGACACGAUGUUUCAUCCAGUCACCAUUGGACUACUGUCGAUAGUAAUCUGCGUGACACUUGGUGAAGAGAGAACGAAACCCAAUGAUGAAGUGUGCAAUGACGAAGACUGCAGUAAACUUGUUUCGCAGAUAGAAGCACAAAUGGGAAAUUCGACGCCUUGUGAGGAUUUUUACGACUACGUAUGCGGCAACUGGAACGGCAGUAGAGAACUGAAAUCAAAGGACCUAAAGGUCAGAGCAGUCGCAGACCUCAUAAGGCUUUUGGAUGCAGCCUCUAAACCGACUGAAGAGCAAGUGAAUGCAACGGGCAUAUUGAUUAAUGCCUACAAAUCGUGUACGGCAACAGGAGAACAAGAAAAGCUUGCUGAAGCUGUGAAGAGUGUCCUCGGUAAAUACGGUUUGGGAGGUUGGCCACUUCUGAACGAGAACCAUGCCCAGGAAGACAAAGACUACAAAGAGAUCCUCAAAGAAACAGGCCCGCGUCCACUGUUUAACUAUUUCGUAUCUGACGAUGCUUCAGCACCGAUUAUAACCAUGACUAAACCGAAAGAAUUUUUUGUGUCUGCCGGAUAUGAAAGCAACUAUGCGACCUUGCUUUCCUCUCGAAACGAUGCCAGCGCGACUGAUGCAUAUAACUACGACGACUACGAAGAUUACGAGAAGAAAAGUGAAGCGGCGUAUGAAUCCUUCAUAAUGGAAGCAAUAAAACUGCUGAAUAAGACUUUCCCGCAAGAAAAACUAAACGAAACAGCAAAUAGCAUCAUUACAUUUGAGAAGGAACUUUAUCAAUACGCUUCUCAUGCCAGCGAUAAAACGACACAGAAGAAUCUCUCAGAAUUCAGCGACACUUUAGGUGGUAAUAUUUCUAUGGAUAAAAUUUUGAAAAAGGACUUUGACGUAAUAAACUAUACUAUAAAUGGGAGCACAAUUGUAAAAGUGCAUUAUGAAGAUUAUUACAAAAACGUGAGCAAAUAUCUGGAAGAAUCUCGUAAUACAACUGCAAUGAGAAAUUACAUAGGCUGGGUAAUGGUCAGAGGCAUGGCUGAAGCGGCAGGAACUCGUCUUCACGCAUACUACUUAGAAUACAAAAACAAGACAUAUAUUUCUGGGCUUCGUGAAGAAAAGAGAGACAAUAAGACGAUUUGCGUACAUCAGCUGCUCCAGCACAAUGUCAUGUACACUGCAUCAGCAUAUUUUUACAGUAAAAAUAAGUUUGACAACGAGUCAAAGGCAGAAGUAAUGAAGAUCUGGAAGUAUGUGAAUACUACGUUUCAGUACAUAAUUAAAAAUAACAGCUGGAUGUCCAAUGAAACGAAAACAGCAGUGCUUAAACGGCUGGUUGAAAUGAAUGUCGUAAUGGGAUAUCCUGACUGGUUGUUGGACGAGGCCACCAUUAAUAACCUGUACCAAUUCGUUCCGAGCAUUGACAAUGGAAGUUCGUUCGUCGAGCACUACUUCUAUCUUCGAGAGAAUGACCACUAUCAGAAGCUUCUUAAGCUUACCUCAAAAUACUUCAACAAAUCAUACGAGGAAGUUGUCCUGAAGUCACACGCGUUUUAUGAUGAAGAUACAGAUACUGCGGCAUAUCCAGCUGCUUCGCUUGUAACUCAUUUUAGAAAGCCUCCUAUACCCAGGUCCGUUAACUUUGGAACCAUUGGAACAAUUUUUGGACAACUAUUGUCUGCAGCGAUGGACAGAUACGACAGAAAGCGCAUAAACGGCAGCGUCGUUAAAACAGAAUUCUGGGAUGAUCAGACAACGACAAGUUUCUGCAACAACUCCAAAUGCCUGAACAAUUCUGAACAAUGCCGUGACAAAGAACAUUGUUACAGUGCAAGCCAUCAGAAGCUACACGAUUACGUUGGAGUACGCGUAUCGCACAAGGCACUAGAACGAAGCAAAAAGUACUACACGGAACCAUUUCUACUAAAUGAUACGAAGUUGGACACCGAGGACAAGAUAUUCUUUAUCUUCUUUGGAAGUCUCUACUGCCCGUACAGUGUAAAUGAAAAACGAUCAAGUGAUGUCAAGAACACCGUGAACCUUGUCCAAGAAAGAGCAGAUGCCGAAGAAAUUUCCUUCCCAAAAAGUUUGAACGAAAUUGUGUCCAUCUACCACAAGUUCAACGAAACGUUCAGUUGCAACGGGACUGUGUCAGACGCGUGUCACCUGGUUCCUGAAGAGAAGAUAUCGGAGGUUGGAUGUUGACUGAAGUUCGGGUCGAGCACCUUUGCGCGCACUUAUUUGUGAUAAGCGAAAUAAACGUUUGAUUAGCCCUCA